AAAACGUUGUCGUGUCGAAUAGUCUCGAAGUUUGUUGUAUUUUCUACUUUGUCUUUUGCCCUGUCCCACAGAGAGCUCCCAAAGCAUGUUUCGAAACAUUGAAAGUAACACCAGACGUAAAGAUUAAUAAAAAAAGCUACUGUUGCUAUCCCCUGUAAUUGUACCUUGUAGACGUAGAAGGUAAAGUCCUCGUGUGCAUAUACCCAAGCGCCACCAACAGCAAUAAAACAUUGAUGCGGUGUAUUAUUACACACACAUAACAGAAGAGAGACCAGUAGAAGGGAACACAGUGUACGAGGGUGUUUGUACUUUGAAAUGGGUUAUUCGACGUAGUCCCUAAAUGCAUUGAACUAAAAUGCAGUAAGGAAAACCAUGCUAGCAAACGUCUGGCUUCAUCAUUAGAUGAUUAGUGUGCGAUAGUGAAAGAAUAAGAGAGUGAGAGAGAGAGAGAGAGAGAGAGAGAGAGAGACAGAACGUGGUGUGUAACAUCGUGGUCGAUUACAACGUCGUGAUGAUCGAACAAUUCGGAGCACUAGGGAACUGCAUCCUGAUUGCGUGACGAUUAACAACGGAGUCAUUUAUAACCUUACAAUUGCUUUUUUUUUUAUCGUCCCACAGAGCUUUAAGCUUAUGUCCCUUCACAGUAUGUCAAAGUUCGAUUCAUCUAAAAUGUACGCAUUCAAGCCCUUUGUUUUCAUAAAGCACCAUGUAGUAGGUCCAGAAAAACCAAAAGCUCGCAGUGGACACAGAGUUGUCUGCGAUGAGAGAAAUCUAUAUUCUUAUGGAGGUUUUAAUCCCAGUAUUACGGCUAAUGAUCCGGAUAUGAGGAAUGAUCAAAAUUGGAGCAUCAGUAGGCCUCUGUUUAAAGAAAUUUGGAAAUUCAACUUUGUCACCAAGACGUGGAAACGUUUACCUUGCCAAAAAAUAAUGCCCAAUGAACUAGCUUCCAAUGCCAUUGUAUUAAAAGGUGUUACAUUAAUAAUUCAUGGCGGCACUGGAGUUCCUUUUGGCGAUAAUUGCAAUAAUAAUGUAUAUUUGUAUAAUGUUAACGGUGGAGAAAUGAAAAUUAUACCUGCAGAAGGUGAAUUACCAAGCCCACAGUAUGGGCAAGCUGUAAUAUGUCACGGACCCUAUCUAUAUACUGUCGGUGGGACAACUGGUGUUGAAUAUACGUGCGAUAUUCAUAGACUCAAUAUGCAAACUCAAGUGUGGGAGUCCGUUUAUAUUUGUGGUGGAAGAGAUCAGUGCGAACCGAAAGGCAGAUAUAGACAUGAAAUUGCAUUUGAUGGAAGAAUUAUUUAUGUAUUGGGUGGUGGUACUGCCUCCGAAGCUUUCAAUCUUGAAGAUAUCCCAGCUUUUGAUACUUUAGCAAAAAAAUGGAAAACGUUAUGUACCCAAGGUGAUUCAGAAAAUUAUCCAGCCCCAAGGCGAUGCCAUGGCUUAGUUCAGUAUGUAGAUGAAAUAACAGGUUCAACCUUGGCUGUUAUAUCCGGAGGAUACAAUGGUUCGCAAGUUUUCAAUGAUGUUUGGAGGCUGGAUUUAAAUAACUUAAAAUGGACCUGUUUGAGAACAUGUUUGUUACCGCAACCUGCUUAUUUUCAUUCUAUUGCACUUACUCCAGUAGGUCAAAUGUUUACAUUUGGUGGAAUAGUAAAAGAAGAAAAUGAGGUGGCAAGAACAGAUAAGGUUCAUUCGGUUUGGUUGACCAUACCAAAACUUUCAGAGAUUUGUUGGGAAGCCCUAAAUUUUUAUUAUCCUCAUAUAAAAGUAAAACCGCAAUCCUAUCUGUUACGAAUUGGUAUACCUUCAAAAUUUGUGCAAAGGUUGGAAGAUACACACUGAUAACAGUAGCUUCAAUUUAGUAUAAUUAAAUUUUUUAUUUGCUAUAAAUUUAA
Molecule: messenger RNA, 1895 nt
Organism: Ceratosolen solmsi marchali
Lineage: Eukaryota; Metazoa; Arthropoda; Insecta; Hymenoptera; Agaonidae
Gene: slim
Product: scruin like at the midline
Exons: 3
Coding region: 631-1842 (403 amino acids)
Biological process (GO): positive regulation of stress-activated MAPK cascade
Molecular function (GO): protein binding
Source: RefSeq, a predicted model, not a curated record